This is a messenger RNA of Misgurnus anguillicaudatus (oriental weatherfish), 1722 nucleotides long. RefSeq names its product basic helix-loop-helix family, member e23 (gene bhlhe23). Gene Ontology annotation, cellular component: nucleus. Gene Ontology annotation, molecular function: E-box binding; protein dimerization activity; DNA-binding transcription factor activity, RNA polymerase II-specific. The record is from RefSeq and is a predicted model, not a curated record. Lineage: Eukaryota; Metazoa; Chordata; Actinopteri; Cypriniformes; Cobitidae. Gene Ontology annotation, biological process: axon development; sensory organ development; positive regulation of transcription by RNA polymerase II.
GCAGUUAUCAUUACUACAGUUUAAUUUAGGACCGUGCCGGUGUCUAAUCUGCUUAAUUAAAACGCCCACCUGAUUGGACGGUGAUAAUCCCGCGGGGCCUCGCGCUCUUACUCACGCGCUCGCAGGACUGAGCGCGAGUCUCAAUCUGCCCAGGGCGAGGGCAAGACGCACUGCGAGAACGCGCAAGUUCAGACGAGGCGUCUAAAGUACACGCAACAUCGCUGUAUGCGCGCAACGGCGUUACACAAGUGUUCAGCGUGAUAGGGAAAGAAAGAUCGCCAUCGAUUUCAUUUUCAGCAACACUUCUGAGGACAUCAAGCAAAGACAGCGCGAGAUCAUCGUUCAAGAAAGUUUUCCUCCCGGUCUCUGUUUUUUUGUUUUAGUUUUGUUUUCUCCAAAAUGAAUGUCGGAGAAGAGAACUUGCUAAAAUCGAUCAGUAACGACACCCUGCUGGACCUGACGCAGCGGUACGGACAGUCCGCGUUCGGCUUCGGCGCUGGCCAUGGUGCUGGAAGUCCUGCCCGUUUCUCACUGACACCCGCGGCGGAUUUCCUUUCCGGUCAAACGGGAAAGUCGAACGAAAGUGGCGGGGAGCAAACCAGCGACGAGGAUGACGGCUUUGACCACCUCGAGUCCCGUAAGAGGGGUGCUGGGUUUGACGAAGAGAAGCACUCGGGUACCAAAAAGCCGAAGGAGCAAAGAUCUCUGCGGCUGAGCAUCAACGCGCGGGAGAGGAGACGGAUGCACGACCUCAACGACGCUCUUGACGGCCUGAGGUCUGUGAUUCCUUACGCUCACAGUCCAUCCGUGAGAAAACUAUCCAAAAUCGCCACUUUGCUGCUUGCUAAAAACUACAUCCUCAUGCAGGCGCAAGCGCUGGAGGAAAUGCGCCGGUUGGUGGCUUAUCUAAACCAAGGACAGACUAUAACUUCACCGAUGCCCACCGCACUGGCGCCUUUCGGACAGGCGGCCGUGUACCCAUUUACCGGCACGGCACUGGCCGCCUGCGCGGAGAAAUGCAGCUCGUUCACCGGGAACCCAUCCAAUCUCUUCAAACACUGCAAUGACAAGCCUUGACUUCCAUACAUUGAACUCUUACCUGCUCUAUUUUACCUUGUGCGCGUUUGAAUAUUUAUUGAGAAUGGGCUUGGGUCAAAACCCAUAUUAAGUGUCUAAAUAACUCAUCCAGUUUUAUUAGAUAAUGUUUAAUAAAUUCAGGAUUAACUGAGGGUCAUGGUAUUAUUGGAAAAAGCUAAUUUAUCAGUUAUUUCUCCUUUGUCAAAUUAUUUGUGAAAUAAGACAAAAAAGAAAUUGUACUUGAUUACAGCUUGCAGAGGACUUAAUUGUUAUACAAACCUACAAAGUUUUCCCUUUCGAUUCCAGCGUUAUUAGUGAACUAUGCAAUAAACUGCAACGAAAACGACAUGGCCCACAAAUAACUUCUUGAAGAUCGGUUUUGUAAAAGGAUGGCACCAAAACCAUGUGUGUGUGAAAUGAAUAAACGACGCCGACGUCUGUCAGUGUAGGAAAAACAGUGUUAUAUUCAAAAAUGUUUGGCCUAAAAGGAUUUUGUUUUGUUAUUGCACAAUUCACUUGAUUGUAUUGUACAACUGUGAAUAACUACUUGAUCAAGCCUACAAACAUUUGAUCUUGUUGCGACAUGAGUUUCAUACUGUAUAGCUAUUGUUUAUAUGUCUUUAUAAUUAAAACAUAUCUAUGAAC